Corylus avellana is the source of this 1639-nucleotide messenger RNA. RefSeq names its product Zinc finger C-x8-C-x5-C-x3-H type family protein. Gene Ontology annotation, molecular function: metal ion binding. NCBI's taxonomy places the organism in Eukaryota, Viridiplantae, Streptophyta, Magnoliopsida, Fagales, Betulaceae. The record is from RefSeq and is a predicted model, not a curated record.
UAUUAGUAGUCAGUAGUCAGUCGGCGUACUCUUUGUUUCCGUCUCUCCCCAGUCCCCGGAGAAGUAGAAAGAGGAGAAGAUGCAGUAUAGUAAGAACGAACCCUGCAGAAACUUUCAGCGUGGCCACUGUCGAUAUGGUGAAGCGUGUAGAUAUCUUCACGGGAUUCAGCAACACCCAAAAUCUAAUGUCUUUGGAGGCUCAAAUCAACAGCAAAAGCCAAGUCCGUUUGGAUUUGAGACUCAAACUAGCUCACAACCACAGCAGAAGCCCAAUCCUUUUGGUUUUGGUGUUCAGAACAGCUCUGCUUCAAAACGGGCCACAGAUUUUGGAUCAAAACAGAACCAAUCUAAGCCUUUUCAAAACACAUGGACUCGUUCCACCUCCACACCUACUGCUGGUGCUUCACGACAAUCUGAUAAUCAGACUCAAGCUGCAAAUCAUAAAUGCACAGACCCUGAGACUUGCAGACGCCAAAUUGCUGAAGAUUUUGAGCAUGAAAGACCACUUUGGAAGCUUACGUGCUAUGCUCAUUCUAGAAAUGGACCUUGUGAAAUUGUUGGUGAUAUUAGCCAUGAAGAAUUGCGGGCAGCAGCAUAUGAUGAUGCUAGACGUGGGUUGAGCUUUCAGUCUAUAGUUGAGAGAGAGAGGAAUUUACUCAGCUCCAAGUUGGUUGAGUUUGAUAAUCUCCUCCAUAAGCCAUAUGCAGUUCCACCAAACUCAACUCUUGCUAGCCAAAUCCCAUUUUCUUUGGCCAAACCAAAUGCAUUACCACUGACUGCCAAAAAUGGUGACCCUCCUUCAGUCUCGAGCUUUAGUCAGCUAAGUGCAUCACAAAAUAUGGGUUUUGGAAUAAGGCCCUCUACACCUUCAAACAAUGCAUUUGGGAAACUAAGUGCUAACCCAAAUUCUAGCCAGACAUCAAGUGCAUUUGGAGCCAACAAUUUUCCAUUUAGAAGUGAAGGUUUGUUUAGCACCCAAAUUCCUUCUCAGACAUUUGGAAAUUCCUUUACGUCCAGCAUUGCAGGCUUCAGCAACAGUGGUAGCAUAAAUGCUGGAAGUAACUCAUUUUCUCCUCCAGCAGCACCUGCACAAAUUUCCAGUUCAACUAGUAACCACUUGCCCAUCCUUCCAAAUGGGCAUAACUUUAGUGCAGGUGGACCAGCAAGCACAGAUGUUCAGUUGGUGAAUAAUUUGCAAACGGAGAAUGUUUCUGGGGACUUGAAUAUUUGGUUAAAAGAGAAAUGGAAUCCUGGUGAGAUUCCAGAAGCAGCCCCCCCAGAUGCAUUUGUAUAGGAAGGAUACUUGUGGGACUAGAGGCAGAAGGUUUUAGUUGUGUAUAAGCCAUACGAGCACAAAAUAUAUUGACAUCAGUUACAAGAUAAAUGCGCAUCUUUAGCGAUGGAGGAGCACAAAGACUGGAUCAGCCUCCCCCGGCUUGCCAAGAAGAGUUAACACAUCUGUAGUCAGUCAAGUAGCAAAUUAGUGAUUCUGGGACCCUUUCUUGUGUGAGUCAAGUUUGGAUUCAGGAAUUUAUAAGCAUCCUUAGCAAUGGAAUUUGUGAAUAGCUGAACCAACUUCUCAUUGAACAUCUUUGCAAUUCCGUGAAAUUCGAAGUAAUUUGUGAAACUUUCCCUUGUU